Messenger RNA from Aricia agestis (brown argus), 666 nucleotides. RefSeq lists its product as uncharacterized. The coding region runs from base 1 to 666 and encodes 221 amino acids. The transcript has a single exon. The record is from RefSeq and is a predicted model, not a curated record. NCBI's taxonomy places the organism in Eukaryota, Metazoa, Arthropoda, Insecta, Lepidoptera, Lycaenidae.
AUGGAAGAACAAUUUCAAGCAUUAUUCGACAAAAUAAAAAACGAAAUGCAAAAACAAAAUCUUGAACUAAAGGAAUCAAUCACGGAAAGCAUUAUGGAAAAGAUGGACGAAAAACUAAUAAAUAUCGUCGAGGAAAAUAAGAACUUAAAAAAGAAAGUGGAAAAUCUAGAGCGAGAAAUUGAGUAUUUUAAAAGAUUAGAAAGAUAUAAUAACAUCAUAAUAUUCGGUUUAGAAGAGAAAGAAAAAUCCUCACACGACUUAACAUUAAAUCUAAAAGAAAUCAUAAAGCAAGAUUUAAAUAUCAAUGUAGAAGAACAUGAAGUCAAUAAAAUCCACCGCUUGGGAAAGAAAAUGAGUGAAAACAAUAAACCAAGACCCGUAUUGUGUUCAUUUACUAAUAACUGGAAAAAAUACGAUAUUAUGAAAAACAAAAAUAAUCUUAAGGAAAUCUAUGUUACUGAAGACUUUUCAAAGGAAGUUCUUGCAAAACGAAAGGAGCUACAACCAAGAUUAACUGAGGAAAGACAAAAAGGAAACAUAGCCUAUCUAAAAUAUGACAAACUCAUAGUAAAAGAAAAGAACGGCAACCAAGAAAAAAGGAAAAGGGAGACAUCAGCAUCCCCUUCCUUAUUCAAUAAGAACCAGCCAAAAAGCAGCAGACUUUAA